Messenger RNA from Sordaria macrospora k-hell, 3432 nucleotides. The record is from RefSeq and is a predicted model, not a curated record. Lineage: Eukaryota; Fungi; Ascomycota; Sordariomycetes; Sordariales; Sordariaceae.
AUGGUUACAGCCUCAUUCAAACCUGUCGAUACCCUCGACUCAUCACCGCAAGCUACGGGUCCGCCUUUCAAGAAACAAAAGACUGGGUCUGAAACUGGCCGCUCAGUUACCGUUACAAACGAAUAUUCGAACAGCCACGUCGCCCUUUCCCCGGAACUUAUCGAAGAUGCUCCGUCCGACUACGCUGCCCGGACAAACCGCAGCGGAAGUCACGGUAGCCGGACGAGCCUCAAGCUGCAAACAGAGGGUGUUAUCGAAUUUCAAAAUGUCCAGGACCUGGGAUUGAGAGACGGCGGAACCCGCCGUUCUAAUAGGCGUCGCCGUUCUCACGGGGGAAGUCAAUCUCCCGGGACCAACACUCCGAGAUACGGACCAAGUAUCGAGCCAGGAAGAGACGAUAUUGACAACUCGGACCGGGACGAGCUUGGGGAGAAGAGCCCACAUUUCUCAAGCGGCCCUCUCCCUCGACGAGCCAACUCAACAAGGCGCAUGGUGGAUGCAGCUGAUUCUGCAAUCCUAGGGAGCCCUGAGAAACGACCGAAGCGCCUACGACGCCAGCUUGAUCCCGAAGAGGAUGAGUUGGCCCUUGGAACGCCCCCCAAUUCCCGCAACCCCAGGCGGGCAGCUUCAAGCUUGGUCAACAAGGGUGGCAUUCAGACAACAGAGCGAAACAACUCCCAAGACCUUGUUAAAAAAGCGCGGGUUAUUGUUCGCCUCGAGAGUGCGCUCUGUCAGCCAAAUCACAGGUAUAUCAGGAAGGGACCCCAGGGAUGGUGCUCUCUAGGCGAAGUGGUCCCCACAGGUGCCAAACACUUACAGCUGUGUGCGUGUUCGACAGAAGGGAAUUUGCUGUCAGAACUGGACUGGCUUGAAAUCACAAAGAGGGUUAACGCCAUCCUGCAUAAUCCCAAAUCCUCAUUUGUCAAAAUCUGUCAGUCAACAACAGUCAAUGUUGGCGCUAACAUGGUUUUCCAAUUCUUUACAGCAGAGGAAGCCCAGAUAUUCGUGCAAUGGGCGAAGGAAAACCUAAGCGCGAAGCAAGUUCCUGUUCCCCAGCAUGACCAGCAGUCAUCGGGAAGCCAAAACGAUGACACGCUCAUGAUAGACGCCCCUCCGGUAUCAUCUCCCCCGGUGAGUCGGUGGACAGAAGACCACCCUGAGUGGUCCAAGGAUUGGCGGGUACCCUUGGUUUUCCAUCGGACGAUAGUAGACAAAGAUGACAUCCCCCGACUGGAUGAAAACCAGUGUUUGAACGACAACCUUCUUGGCUUCGGUCUGCACUAUUUGUUCGAAGAAUACCCGGAGCGGCAUAGCGAGUUGAGGAAAAGGGUGUAUGUGCAUAACACCUUUUUCUACGAGAAGCUCAAGGCUACCAAGUCCAGGGAUAUCAACUACGAUGGCGUCAAAGGAUGGACAUCAAAGGUUGACCUGCUUUCUUACGACUACAUUGUUGUCCCGGUCAAUGAGUACUAUCACUGGUGGGUGGCUAUCAUCUGUAACCCCGGCAGAUUGGAUCCAAACCACCCGCAGCGCUCUACAAACCCAACUAGGGAGGCCAGCAACAGUAAAACCAUUGAGGGCAAAGUGGAUGGCAACGUCGAGAAGCCAGACGACGUUGAAAUGGUAGACAUUGACAACGUACAGUCUAGAGACCAGGGGCAGGAGAUCCAGGCUAAAGAAUCUCGCAAGUCGGCUGAGCGAGUUGAAAUCGACAGCAGCAACAAGGCAGAAAAGGUGAAAAACGCAGUGGUGGACUUGGUAGCCGAGGAUACAGACAACGACCUCGGAGAAAAGCUCAACAAAAUAGCAAAGCCGCCCAAAAAGGAUAUUUCGGAAGAGACCAAGAUCCUUACACUGGACUCGUUGGGUAACACCCAUUAUCCAGCGGUGCAAUCACUCAAGAAAUACCUUCUGGCGGAAUUCGAGGAUAAGAGGCAAACGAAGAUUGAGGAUCCUCGUAAGCAGAUCGGAAUUAAGGCGAGCAACAUCCCAGAGCAGGACAACUUCUCGGAUUGUGGUGUAUACCUGCUUGGGUAUAUCCAAGAGUUCGUCAAAGACCCGGACCAGUUCGCACACUGCCUGUUGCGGAGGGAUAAGCCAGACUGGAGGUUUGACCCUUCCGAACUACGGGAGUAUUGGCGCAACACCAUCUUUGAGAAGCAAAAGGAAUACCAGGCGAGGCAUGAUGAGGAAAAGAGGAGAAAGAAAGAAGAAGCUGCUAGACGCAAGGCUGCUAGCUCAACUCCAUCCGACACAGCGAUGAGUGCUACAGAGAGACAGGUUUCGGAACGCAAUGGUUUGUCCCAUGAUUCUACAGCCGACAACGCUUCUUCCGCGCCUCAAUUUGUUAAACCGCCAGUCGUUUCUCGGAACACAACCCUGAACGUACCUACUCCUGCUCCAAGGCCAACAACUGCCAUCAAGUCACCACCAACAGGCGGAGCUUCUCCAUCAACCGUGACAGUUACCAACCCUGCCGCCGUGGCCGUUGGGAGAGGCGAUUCUAAUGGCCAUAUCCUAGAUCCGGUUGCGCCCAUUCCGCGACCAUCUACUCGGCCUCAGAAAACCGCCGGCAACGUUGUCGUUGAUUUGGAACAGGAGGAAUCUGAGCUCAAGGACGAGGUCCCUGACCUUUUACCUGGUGAGAACCAUCGACCUAGAAGCAAGGAUCACAACCACUCUCCCCGGCAGCCGGUCUCUUCGCAGACUCCUAAAGGAAGUCCUGAGCUCAACUUCAUACCUACUCUGCCCUCCUCUUCUCCGGCUUCUGACAGGCGGACUUCAGGCAUUGCUUUGGAGAUAAGCCCCCAAACGUUCUACUCCAACGUCCCUCAGAGGCCACAAUCACCGAAGUUACAGUCACUGAAGCCGUACUCGCCGAGGCCGCAGUCCCCCUUGGUAGAACGGAAGCGGAAGUCGUCACCAGUGCGUAGAGCAAAGGCAACAUCAACCGCACGUAAGAUGGCGCCUUCACUUGAGCCUAAAGCGCAACCCGCCGCGCCGAUCGAUGUUUUCGAUCCGCCUACCCCUGAAGUUCAAAGACCGAUGACGACUACCAGCAAAGCAAAGGUCGAGAAGAAGAUCGACGACAAGGUUGAUGGUAAGGACAAAAACAACAACAAUCAGGUCAAUCAUAACAAUAAGACCACCUACGGCAAAAGUGACAAGCUCACCCGCCAAAAGUCCAGGAUCCCUAGGAGAGUCGUGGACAACACAGGUGGAAGUGGAAGUGGGAUAGGAAAGGGUCGCCGUGCAGAACAACAGCGGCAACCAUCCCCUACCAAGACUACCUCUAAGGAAAAGGCCAAGUCCGAGAGGAAGGCUGAGACCAAGACCACUGAGGAAAUCCCCGAUUCACCCCCUCCGGCGAUAGUUGUGUCUGACAUCCCCGCCCUGCACAGCGCGGCUAUUGACUUGACUGAUGACAACUGA